ACAAGCACAUAUCAACCUUAAUCAGAGUGAUGACUUCCCGCUGCCCCUACGAUGCCCUGAGGCCCGGAUCCGAACAGGCAAAGCAUAUUGACGACUUCCUUGCCUACCUGGACGAGUGGGAACGUGGAGCAAAAGACGGAGGCUUUGUGAGCCAAAGCACGGCUGAAGGCCUCCGGGUGACUCUCCAGAGCACCAAGAGCCUCCUUCGGUACCUGGUGACUCUUGGGUAUCGCUACAUGAUGACAGCAAGACUCAGUCAAGACUGUAUUGAAAGGCUCUUCGAAAUAAUCCGACAGAGCCUAGGGCCAAACGACCAUCCUACCCCAGCGCAGUUCCUGAUUUUAGUGAACUGCCUAAGUUUUUACAACCUGGCAAAGUCACCGUCUGGAGGGAGCGUCUCUAAGGGAGUGCUGAAUUCCUUGCUAUCUGCAGAGGAUGCCGGAAAGACGGCAAGGGACCAACUCGACGCUUUGCUCGAAGCUGGCAAGCUGGACGACGUGGAAGAAGUCCUCAUAGAAGAUGACCAUGCUAGCUGUUUUGAGGAGACCAGCGACUCUCGGCUGGUUUACUACAUGGCUGGUUACGCAGCUCGCAAGUGCAUCACCAAGAAAGGGGGAUGUGGAGACUGCAAGGUCGCCUGUCUCAGAGAGUCCACACCAACAGCUGCAGACCACGCUGCCUCAUACAUGUGCUCGUUUGACAGGGGUGGACUCCUCUAUGCAACAGACGGGCUCUUUGGGCUCAUCAGCCACCUCGAAAAUGUGUUCACAAGGUGCUUUAGCAAGCGCAAGCUACAUGCAAAUAGCAUUGUUAACAUUCUUAGCUGCGUUGGGGGCAACGUUCCUGGUGUUGGGUGUGAUGAGCACAAAAUGGAGUUGACGAACAGCAUCACACGUUUCUACCUUAUCACACGCCUGCACUUCUAUGUGAAGCAAAAGAACAAGCUGCGAAAUGAGCGAAAGCAAAAACAGCAGCUCUCAAAGAGGGGCAGGUUGCUCUGAAAUGU
Molecule: messenger RNA, 1006 nt
Organism: Ixodes scapularis (black-legged tick)
Lineage: Eukaryota; Metazoa; Arthropoda; Arachnida; Ixodida; Ixodidae
Exons: 2
Coding region: 30-1001 (323 amino acids)
Source: RefSeq, a predicted model, not a curated record